AUGGCCACUGAAGAGGUUAACAAACCUCAAUCACUUCCUCCAUACCCCGAGAUAAUAUUGAAAGCACUUGAAGCUCUGGAUGAACCUAGUGGAUCCAGCAAAUCAGCAAUAUCAAAGUACAUAGAAUCGACCUAUGGUGAGUUGCCAGACUCAACUGUUUUGGGGAAUCAACUGAACAAGAUGAAAGAGAGUGGAGAGCUUGUGUUCAAUAAGAACAACUACAUGAAGGCUGACCCAAGUGCCCCACCAAAGAGGGGCCGUGGAAGGCCACCAAAGCCAAAGACCCCUUUGCCACCAGGCACCGUUGUGUCCCCUCCAAGGCCAAGGGGUCGUCCUCCAAAGGACCCAAAUGCCCCUCCAAAGUCCCCCAAGCCUAAGGCCACCCCUGGAAGUGGCAGGCCAAGGGGUAGACCAAAGAAGAUUUCUCGCUCACCAUCGGCGACGGCGGCCCCGGGCGCCGUCUCCAGCGGAAGGCCCAGAGGUAGGCCUCCCAAGGUGAAGCCUCAGUUGACAGAAGUCAGUGUUGAGUCAUAG
This is a messenger RNA of Sphenostylis stenocarpa, 534 nucleotides long. NCBI's taxonomy places the organism in Eukaryota, Viridiplantae, Streptophyta, Magnoliopsida, Fabales, Fabaceae. The record is from the annotation of a GenBank genome assembly.